UUUGCACUAUUCAGUGUAUCCGUUUAGUAGAAGAAGAAAAGAGAUCUAGUAAAUAUGAGAGGAGGACUAAGGCCACGAACACCCAAACUUGCUCAAGGUUUCUACGAAAUUGAAGAUGUGAGAAAGAAAAGGGUUCGCAAGGGGCAUACUGAAUAUCUCGUAAAAUGGCGUGAUUGGCCUGAGAGAUCAAAUACAUGGGAACCUGUUGAGAAUCUACAUGAAUAUGUUGAUGAAUUUGAAGAAAGCUUACUUUUGAGAAAGCAAAAGAGGAAGCGGAAGGGUAGAAUCGCAAGUAAAUCAUCUCAUAGAGAGGGAAAUGAAGGGAAUGAGACGAAUGAAUUAGGUCAUGAGGCACUGAACGAUGAGGAUGUGGGUACAAUUAUUACCCUGCAAACUCGUGAGAAUGAGAGUGUUUCUUCCAAACUCACUGAGCUCAGAGAGAGAACCUCCACAGACAACUUAAACUCUGAGAAUGGGAAGAAGAAGGUUUCUGAUAACAUGUUAGAAGGUCAUAUUCCAGAAGUAGAUUUUGAUGAAAGUACUGCUCACAGUAAUCGUUUGACAGGAGCUAAAAGGAGGAAAUCUGGAAAUGCCAGGAGGUUUCAGAAGGAAUCAACUGUAUUAGACGAUGCUCAAAAUGGAGAAAAGGAAAGGUUGUCUAAUUACCCACAUUCUAUAACCAAGAUCAUCAAAGCAAUCGGUUAUUCAGUUUCAAUAAAAGACGGUGUACAAGAUGAUGUGCGUGUCACGUUUCUGGCAGUAAGAGCCGAUGGAGCAGAGGUGGUUGUGGAUAAUAAACAGCUGAAGGCUGAUAAUCCGCAACUGUUAUUCAGUUUCUACGAGCAAAAUCUUCGUUAUAGCUUUCAUGAAUGAGAAAGGAGUUAUCAGAGAAGAUAGCAUAUGUUUUGUAAUGCCCGACUUUAAUAUUUGAAAUCUUGUGUUUUGAUUACUCUUCUGUAGGGUCUGCCGUGUGGAAGUUUAUAGGGAACAAAUUUACAUUCAACAUCUCAACAUCUCAAUAUUAAAUAUGUAUGUAUAUGACACUGGAUUACAUUAAAAAAAUGUGUUAAAGGUUGAAGCACAACAAACCAGCAAUAAAAGACGAUUAAUAA
Papaver somniferum (opium poppy) is the source of this 1112-nucleotide messenger RNA. RefSeq names its product probable chromo domain-containing protein LHP1. Lineage: Eukaryota; Viridiplantae; Streptophyta; Magnoliopsida; Ranunculales; Papaveraceae. The transcript has 5 exons. Gene Ontology annotation, cellular component: nucleus. The coding region runs from base 55 to 873 and encodes 272 amino acids. Gene Ontology annotation, biological process: heterochromatin formation. The record is from RefSeq and is a predicted model, not a curated record.